AUGGGUUUUUGGGAUCCGGCCCUCUGGCUUCCACGGGAUGUCGAAUGGCAUCGGAUUCCGCCACAAUUCAAAGAUUUGAUAUAUCCAAUCUAUUUGGCCAUACCAUUAGUCAUAGUCAGAAUUUUAUGGGAAUCGUUUGUGGGUGUUCCGUUAGGCUAUAUGCUUGGCUAUUAUGGCAACAAGUCAAAACUUCAAUAUUUGGUGACUGAUCAUUUGUUUGGCGGAUUUGCACGAAAUUCACGACCCAAACGUGUAUUAGAAUGUUUCUGGAGAUUCAGUUACUAUCUAAUGGCAUUCAUAUAUGGAUGUAUUGUCUUAUGGGAUAAGAGUUGGUUAUGGGAUGUUAAGGAAUGCUGGAUUGGAUAUCCAUUCCAUCCAGUACCUAACUCUAUUUGGUGGUACUAUACGAUUGAAACAUCUUUCUAUUAUUCCCUGCUGAUUGCAUCAGCUUUCAUUGACGUACGUCGAUCUGACUUCUGGCAAUUAAUUAUUCAUCAUUUUGUAACAAUUGGUCUAUUAGCUACUAGUUGGACUAUCAAUUUUGUAAGAGUAGGAACUCUUGUUUUGAUUUCUCACGACGUCGCUGAUAUUCUGUUGGAGGGAGGAAAACUGACUCGAUAUGAUAGAAACAAGAAAACAUUAACGAACGUGGCUUUUGUAGUAUUUCUUAUUGGAUGGAUUAUCACUAGACUCGGAUAUUACCCAUUCAUACUUAUUCGAUCAGCUUUGUUCGAAGCUGCUAACCUCAUUCAACCAGAUUAUGAUCUUCUCGACUUCACAGAGGUUCCUUAUGUGCCACGGUUUAUUAUUUUGCUUCUAACGAUUCUACUUGGAUUACAUGUUUUAUGGACAUUCUUGAUAUACAGAGUCGUUGUUAAAGUUUUGACUCAAGGAGCAGCUGGAGAUGUACGAUCAGAUUCUGAUUCUGAUAGUGAAAACAAUGUUCAAGAAACUCGUAAGAAGUUAUUAAAGAAAACAAAGAAGAGUAAUGAUACAUCAACGGAUUCUGAUGAUGAGGAUGUUCAGAAGGACAGUCACGCAUCUAGUCGUCGACGACGUGUUCGACGUGAAUGA
This is a messenger RNA of Auanema sp. JU1783, 1074 nucleotides long. The record is from the annotation of a GenBank genome assembly. NCBI's taxonomy places the organism in Eukaryota, Metazoa, Nematoda, Chromadorea, Rhabditida, Rhabditidae.